ACUUCCAUGGACGAGGAACCACAGAAGAACUAUGUUUAAAUUUAUAUUUUUUUUCUUCUUGCUCUGGAAAUCUGAUGGAAAAAGCACAAACAACAAAGGAAAUAAAUUAUCAAAUCCUGUACUGACAACUGAAACUUCUGAAUCUGUGAUAGGCAGAAAUGAGACAAUACGCUGCAUUUCCGCAAAUGGAUCGCUACCCAUAACAUAUACCCUGUUCCUGAACAAAACCAGCAUAGGGAAUAUUACUGUGUCUGAACGUAAAAACGCCACUUUCUAUGUUAUAAUUCAUCACAACAGCACUGGGCCUUAUAUGUGCGAAGCAAACAACACUGCAAAUAAAACUAAGAAAAGCAAUACAUUUAAUUUUGUAUUAAAAGAUGAAUUAUCAAAUCCUGUACUGACAACUGAAACUUCUGAAUCUGUGACAGGCAGAAAUGAGACAAUACGCUGCAUUUCCGCAAAUGGAUUCUUACCCAUAACAUAUACCCUGUUCCUGAACAAAACCAGCAAAGGGGUUAUUACUUUGUCUCAACGUCAAAACGCCACUUUCUAUGUUAUAAUUCAUCAAAACAGCACUGGGCCUUAUCAGUGCAAAGCAAAGGCUGCAAAUAAAACUAAGAAAAGCAAUACAUUUAAUUUUGUAUUAAAAGAUGAAGUAUCAAAUCCUGUACUGACAACUGAAACUUCUGAAUCUGUGACAGGCAGAAAUGAGACCAUACGUUGCAUUUCCGCAAAUGGAUCCCUUCCCAUCACAUAUACCCUGUUCCUGCACCAAACCAGGAAAGGGGAUAUUACUGUGUCUGAACAUAAAGAGGCCACUUUCUACGUUAUAAUUAAUCACAACAGCACCGGGCCCUAUAAGUGCAAAGCAAACAACACCGUAAAAAAUGAUAAGUACAGCAAACAAUUCGAUUUUGUAUUAAAAGAGUACUUGGUAAAUACAAGCAUUAUAUCUAAAAGUUCUGUAACAGCUGAGGGACUCAAGGAGAACUUGCAUUGUGUUUCUGCACAAGGAUCCCUGCCGAUUACCUAUGUGCUACUUAGAAAUGGUAGUGAUUUGGGAAAUAUCACAGUUACUGAGAACAAACAAGCCGUCUUCAACAUCAAUAUUGCGAAUACACAGAGCCUGGGGCCAUACAGAUGUAGAGCCAAUAACAGUGUUACCAACGAGUCAUUAAGUGAGGAAUUUAGUUUUACAUUUCAAGGAGCAGUAUCUUCAAAGGUGUUAAUACUCUGCAUCCUGCUGCCCAUAUUUUUAAUAGCCUUAAUCCUGACGACAUGCUUAUUGAUAUACAAGAGCAGAAAAGGACCAAUUGGAAUAUUGUCCAUAAACAAAAUGUAUGAAGUACAACCAGCAAAAGAAACAGGUACAACUGACUCAAUGCAGGAGAGAGUUUAUGCUGAUAUACGUCCAGAGGAGAUAGAUAUGGAAAAGCAGCCAGAGGAGAACUACAGUAUUAUUCUCUUUUCAGAAAACACAGGAGACAAAAUUGUCAAAAAUGAAGAUUCCGUGGAAUACACUGAGAUCCUAGUUAGAGGCAAUAACAGUUAAACAAUGUACAGGAUUUCGUGAAUGGGAUAAUAUCCUGCAGAAGACAGUGGCUGCAUGUUUUUCAGUUUACAGUAGUGUGUUUUUUACACUUUGCACUAUGUAAAUCACAUGUUUUAAAUACUUUUCUUUUACAUUGUAUAUAUUGAUCCACUACAAUAAUGCUAAGUUGUCACUAAGUCCUCACUGUAUAGAACGGGGUUACUAUUAAUAUCACGGUUGCACUGUGCCAAACAUGAUAUUAAAGGGACAUUUAAAUGUGCAUAGAUGAAUUGCAUCUUUAAAUAGAAACACAUUUGCAAUAUACAUGCAUUUGCAAAAAUGUUUCUAGUAAAAGUUAUCACUGUUUUAGUGUUAGCAUUUUUCUCUGCACGUGCAUGUGAAGCAUUGCUAGAUAUUCUCAGUGCACCAGGGUUUGAAAUACAGCAGCUGCUCAUUGUGCAAGUGGGGCUUGUAUCAUGUCAGCAAAUAACAAAUUGGGUCAUUACCAGAUGGUACAAACACCUUAGGCUCUCUGAGCAAGUGGUGUAUUUAAAAUGCUGGUGCAUGGUGCAUGCUUUAAUACACUUUUAAAACAGUUACAGCUUUUAUUAGAAGCAUUUUUCCUAAUACAAUGGAAAUAAAAAGUCUACACAUCCUUGUUACAAAAAAAGUAAUAAUGUGGUUGUGGUCUUAUAACUGGGGAUGUAGCUGUGUUCAGAAUUAAGCAAUCACAUUCAAAAUCAUGUUAAAUAGGAGUCAGUACACACCUGUCAUCAUUUAAAGUGCCUCUGAUUAACCCCAAAUAAAGUUCAGCUGUUCUAGUUGGUCUUUCCUGACAUUUUGUUAGUUGCAUCCUACAGCAAAAGCCAUGGUCCGCAGAGAGCUUCCAAAGCAUCAGACAGAUCUCAUUAUUAAAAGGUAUCAGUCAGGAGAAGGGUACAAAAGAAUUUCCAAGGCAUUAGAUAUACCAUGCAACACAGUGAAGACAGUCAUCAUCAAGUGAAGAAAAUAUGGUGCAACAGUGACAUUACCAAGAACUGGACGUCCCUCCAAAAUUGAUGAAAAGACGACAAGAAAACUGGUCUGGGAGGCUGCCAAGAGGCCUACAGCAACAUUAAAGGAGCUGCAGGAAUAUCUGGCAAGUACUGGCUGUGUGGUACAUGUGACAACAAUCUCCCGUAUUCUUCAUAUGUCUGGGCUAUGGGGUAGAGUGGCAAGACGGAAGCCUUUUCUUACGAAGAAAAACAUCCAAGCCCAGCUAAAUUUUGCAAAAACACAUCUGAAGUCUCCCAAAAGCAAGUGGGAAAAGGUGUUAUGGUCUGAUGAAACCAAGGUUGAACUUUUGGCCACAAUUCCAAAAGAUAUGUUUGGCGCAAAAACAACACUGCACAUCACCAAAAGAACACCAUACCCACAGUGAAGCAUGGUGGGGGCAGCAUCAUGCUUUGGGGCUGUUUUUCUUCAACUCGAACUGGGGCCUUAGUCAAGGUAGAGGGAAUAAUUAACAGUUCCAAAUGCCAGUCAAUAUUGGCACAAAACCUUCAGGCUUCUUCUAGAAAGCAGAACAUGUAGAGGAACUUCAUCUAUCAGCAUGACAACGACCCAAAGCAUACAUCCAAAUCAACAAAGGAAUGGCUUCACCAGAAGAAGAUUAAAGUUUUGCAAUGGCCCCAGCUAGAGCCCAGACCUGAAUCCGAUCGGAAAUCUGUGGGGUGAUCUGAAGAGGGCUGUGCACAGGAGAUGCCCUCGUAAUCUGACAGAUUUGGAGUGUUUUUGCAAAGAAGAGUGGGCAAAUCUUGCCAAGUCAAGAUGUGCCACGCUGAUAGACUCAUACCCCCAAAAGACUGAGUGCUGUAAUAAAAUCAAAAGGUGCUUCAACAAAGUAUUAGUUUAAAGGGAUAGUUUAGUUAAAAUUAAACUUAUAUGAUUCAGAUAGAUCAUGCAAUUUUAAGCAGCUUUCUAAUUGCCUCACAUUAUCUAUUUUUCUUUGUUCUCUUGGUAUCUUUAUUUAAAAAUGCUGGAAUUUAAGCAUAGGAGCUGUUUCAUUUUUUGUUCAGCAUCUGGGUAGUGCUUGCUGAUUGGUGUUUUAAUGUUGCCAUCCAAUCA
This is a messenger RNA of Bombina bombina (fire-bellied toad), 3637 nucleotides long. It is a transcript of the gene MILR1, whose product is annotated as mast cell immunoglobulin like receptor 1. Gene Ontology annotation, biological process: negative regulation of complement activation, alternative pathway; negative regulation of interleukin-2 production; negative regulation of T cell proliferation. The record is from RefSeq and is a predicted model, not a curated record. The coding region runs from base 32 to 1552 and encodes 506 amino acids. The transcript has 12 exons. Gene Ontology annotation, molecular function: complement component C3b binding. NCBI's taxonomy places the organism in Eukaryota, Metazoa, Chordata, Amphibia, Anura, Bombinatoridae.